This is a messenger RNA of Ooceraea biroi (clonal raider ant), 6543 nucleotides long. It is a transcript of the gene Cln3, whose product is annotated as CLN3 lysosomal/endosomal transmembrane protein, battenin. Lineage: Eukaryota; Metazoa; Arthropoda; Insecta; Hymenoptera; Formicidae. Gene Ontology annotation, cellular component: lysosome; membrane. Gene Ontology annotation, biological process: regulation of intracellular pH; lysosome organization. The record is from RefSeq and is a predicted model, not a curated record.
UUUAAUUACUAUUUUUCUCUUUGUAUGUCUCUUGUUAAAAAAUCGAGUCAUCUUUACAUCAUCUUGCACCGCUUUUAUCUUCCAAACACACAAAAUUGCCAGCACGUUCCAGAUUUAAGUUCUUGAUAGAAAGACGUAAAGAAUUUAUUGUCUGACAAAGUAUUGCGCCACUUUCUUGGGGGCCGGUCUCAUUAAACAACAGUCACGAAAAGAUACAAGGGUUAUCACGCAAUGAUGUCAGGAACUUGAUUACGCAUGUGACGUUGUCACAUCUAGGAUCUGCAAGUAGACCAACACCGACCAACUCGAUGAAGCUAACACGAGUUCACUUUUGCAGCGAGCCGCACGAGGAAAUAAAGAAAUAAAAUGUCGCGUUCAGGAAACUAAAAGAAGGAAAAAAAAGAACCAACAAAUGCGCUCUCGAAAUAAUAUAUUAUAAUCGCAUUCGCUCCGACAUUAUAUGCGCGAGUCGUCGUUGCGAGCUUGAAGGCCUCUGAAGGCACUCGGCGAACCGUGACCCUCUUUUCUUCUAGGAAGCGUCAUUGAAUUGAAUCGAUGGCAUUGGCAAUGCCACGUUUGAUACCACCUGAUCAUACUAAUGACGUGACAUAAAAAUAUAAUGCAUUGUUCAGCGAACUGUUGCGAGUCCGGCCAUCAUCUCGAGCGUCCAUUUCGCUCCGCAAGCAGAUUUCUUCAGAUUUCUCAAUUUGGACUUUGGAGUUUUGUGCAGAGAUAUCUGAACAAUGCAGUUUUAUCUGUAACAGGUAUAGGUAUUUAGCUCAUCCGAAUGCGCUUAAUAUGGCUCAUCACCUUAUCACGUUAUCAUGUUUUUGCUGGAGCGUUGCAUUCAUUGUUUGACACCAUUCUGUAUUUUUAGAGUAUAUUCGAUAGUGCAGUAUAAACGUCGUCUCGAUCCGAACAGAGCUUUCUUUGAGCAAAUAAAUGGUUUCUUAAUCAAUCUUGCUGGUAUGUUUAAUUCGCGAGAACAUGCGGAUUGGAUUAAUGACUCGGCUGUGUCGUAAAUUUCAGUCUCUAUAAAUAUUUGCAGCGAUCUUUCAGAUCGAGAUGACGUUCACCGUCGUGUUUUCAUUACAAGGAUUAGUUAUGUCUCGUUUCGUAUGCUUUGGUACUGUUUCAUCAUUUAUUUGCAGAAAUACAUUCGUAUUUAUGCGAAAUAUUUGGAACGUCAUAUUUCAUAUUUUUCUUAUAAAAGAAAUAUUUUUGUAGAGGAAACAGUAUUUUAUUCUUCUUUUAUCUACUUUUCUACUAUUUCUUGCUAAUCGAGUUUUAUUCUGUUCUGUGAAAGAACAUUUAUAAUAUCUGUUGAAAAAGAAAAAUAUAUCUCGAGUGUGAUAUAUUCUUUUUCUUUUUUCUUUUCUCUCUCUUCUCUUUCUGGUUUAUGCUGUUAUCAUCAUCGAUCAGUUCCAAGCUCCAACCAGCUCGGCGGUCAGAAGCCGACUAAGCGACCGUUCUUGCCAUGCACGUUUGGAACCGUGAUCAAGAACGGAGUGCCGCUCUCAAUCCAGCCGAGUGGUCGCGCUUAUGUCGACGAUAUAAGUGCCCGAUUUUGCCAAGAAUUCAUUUAUUCCGAAGCUGGAACUCGUUGCGGCCACUCACGGCGUGAGACUCCUCGCAUUCCCGAUAGUAGCUGUUAUCAAUCGCGUUAUCAAAUUCUCGACGGCGACUCACACAAUUUCGCCUAUCUCCGAUUAAAUUAUCUAUGAACUUCCUGCGAGCGCGGAGCGAUUUUGCAAUUAUUUGUAAUCGGAGCAAUUUCUAACUUGAUGGUCCAAGAGAUUUCAGCAUCACCGAUUUAGAACCACGCGUGACUCUGUGACAUCACUGUUUCGCGCUGUGAUUGUGUUUGUGAUAAGUCUAAUUAUAAUAGCAGUAUAGUUAUUGUUGUACAAGCGAUUCGUCAGCCCAUUCUUCAUUGAGUGAGUAUGAUUUGCUAGCUGCGCCGCUUGACUCGUUAAAAAAUUCGCCACGAGCUACGCAGGAACCUACGUACACGAAGAGGAAGACCACCCAUCCGGAUCAGUCAGCAAAACAAUCUUGAAUCUCAGAUAUUUUUCACCAGUCAAAGAAGCAAAAGACUCUGAAAUCUCAAACAAAGAAAUAGAGACGAGGUGAAAACAUCAAUCAGCUGAUUUCAAGCUAGCUGAGGUGAAGAAACGUGUGCGUACGCGUAGCGAUCUUCAACGCGCGGAAGAGUGACAAGAAGUUUCUCGAGUUUGGGUGUGCACAGUGAUCGGCUUGAUACUUAGUCGACUGUUUCUGGUCUGGUCGAGGGCAACGGUGGAGGGAGAAGAAGGGAACCGAAGGUGGGAAUCGGAUUUCACGACGCGACGAAGGCGCGUCAUCCUUGGGAAAGGUAUAUCCAGUGCAUCGUAGGUCACGGUUUUAAACCGCUGGAGAACGCGGGAUUCCUUCUGUUUACGAAGGCGGGAGAUCGUUGAACCGCUGACGCUGGAUGACGUGCCAGUGAUUCAUCAUUAAUCGAGGUACCUUGAAUGAUCGCCGAUUUAUGAAAGAUCAGACGACUGACGUUCCUAUAAUCGUGGAAGAAUUCUUUUAUCCGUGAGAAGGGAAAAGGAGGCUCUGAUAUCCUUGUCCAGCGGAUUCGUACGGAUUGCGACAGGCCAGUAAAGAAGUGGUAGAAUUGACAGACGUCGCUUGCGAUUGAGGCGUCUACGACCGCACGGAAUAAUCACUUUUUUGUUUUUCGCGAGGAAAGAGGGGGAACGUUGAACUUGCUGCUCCAAUUUAUGCGAAUAAUUCAUCACUAGCAACGACGAGACGGCGCCAAUCACUCUUCACCCAACUCAGAUCACUUUAAAGGAGAAAUCAGGGACGUUGCUGACCGCGCGGGUUGUCUUCGCGCGAUCGUUUAGCUUCCCAUGGUCGGAGAAGCUUCUCGAAGCCCACAAAAGCUGCUAAAUCCGCUCUAGAGGCGUUCCAAAAGGAGAAGCAGCUGCGAGAUCGCAGUAGCAUAGGCGGGAGAAGCCGAAGACGAAGUGGUAUCAGUGACGAUGAAAGAGUAAGGGAAGCGAAGGCGAGUGGAAAAGGGAAAGUAACACGCACAUACAGCUGAGAAGACAGAUCGAUAGAGAGGGAAGAAGAGAGAAAGAGAGAAACGAUCUUACGAGUUCAACGUGGAACCGAUUUAGCAGACGCGCACGUGCUUGGUCUAGCUCUGAAAGAGGGAUAGAGAAAGAGAUAGGGCGGUUGUUGGGGAGUUGCAAGGGAAGCGUUGAAGGUAGACGAAGAAGAGAAGACACGACAAGGAAGACAGAGAAGAAAGGGAGGCACGGAAGAGAAGAGGAGAGAAGAAACGAGAAAGAGAGAGAGGAACUGAGUCGGCCAGGUCAGGUCGAUAGAGGAGAAGAAACACGACCCUUCCGAGACCGGUCCUCGUGAGAUGAACAAGGGCAGCCUGACAAACCCGCACAUCGCCGGGUUCGAUGAGGAGGCAAUCAUCAAGAAGACACGAUGGCGCAAUCUUGUCGCCUUUUGGAUCCUGGGCUUGUGCAACAAUUACGGCUACGUCGUGAUGCUAAGCGCGGCGCACGACAUCCUCGCCACCAAAUUCGGUGAUAAGGAUGACACAAAUAAGGACACGAUCAUACCAGGAAUUCGUACGUGCAAUGCGGUUUCGACCGGUGCUAUACUUCUGGCAGACAUCCUGCCAUCGUUGGCGAUCAAGAUGACGGCGCCUUUCUUGCCGUUUCUAGUGCAUGCUCGACUGGCUACCUGUGUGUUAUUUUCCGCUGCAGGAUUUCUCAUGGUGUCGUUGAGCACUACUGAAUGGCUUGCCAUUUUGGGCGUCGUCUUAACAUCGCUCUCUUCCGGCUUGGGUGAAGUUACCCUCCUCAGUUACAGCAACCAGUUCCCCAAAAACGUGAUCUCGACAUGGUCAUCGGGCACUGGCGGUGCCGGUAUUAUCGGCGCUGCAUCUUACGCUGGCUUAGCUGAGGUGCUCCCUCCAGAGACCACAUUGUUGGUCAUGCUGAUAGUGCCGGUCCUACAAGCGAUCACGUUCUGGUGCAUCCUGAAACAUCCGACGCACACCAGGAUCCCUAUCACCAAGAAUGGCAUCGAUAGCCAAGAGCAGAUCAUCAAGGUACCCGAGAAGACCUUCAGAGACAAGAUCAAUUUGGUGCCAGGACUGCUGAAGUACAUGAUACCACUUGGGUUGGUCUACCUAUUCGAGUAUUUCAUCAAUCAAGGCCUGUACGAGCUCAUCCAAUUCGACGACAUCUGGUUAACGUACAGCAAUCAAUACAGAUGGUUGCAAGUGGAUUAUCAGAUAGGCGUGUUCCUCUCGCGAUCAUCGGUGAACCUAAUUACCAUUAACAGGAUUUGGAUUAUGUCCGUGUUGCAGUUCGUCAACGUCAUAAUCCUCCUGUUUGAAGCCCUCUACUUCUACAUACCAAACAUAUGGAUCGUUUUCGCUAUUGUGCUAUGGGAAGGCUUACUCGGCGGCGGGGCUUACGUGAACACCUUCUAUCGGAUGUCGACGGAGAUUCCGAAAGCUGACCGCGAGGCCUCCAUGGGAAUCGCAACGAUGGCGGAUUCGAUCGGAAUAGCGCUGGCCGGAUGGAUAUCGAUGCCGGUUCACAAUGCCAUUUGCCAGCUACCAAAACCGACACGAUUAGGCAACUAGAGAUAUUGCGGGAUAUCCGCUAACGAGUGAUAAACGGGAAGUUUCCGCAAACGGAAACUUCUGCUUCCGAAAGUUCCUCGACGCAACACGUCGGCGUUUAGAGGAUAAUGGCGACUCUUCUUUAAGCAUUUAGCGAUUAUACGUAAGAUUUAAAAGUUUAAGCGGCAGAUCUUCCGAGCGUGAGUCUGUACAACGGAAAUAUAAUAAUUAAUUAUGUUAUAAGUGAAAAAUAAUAAAAAAAAGAGCGUAAGAUAAGAAAAUCUUCGACAGGACGCGAGCGGCGCGGUCGUGAAUUUUUAUCGUGUAAAUUCUUUUAUAAAUAGUAUUUAAUACAUUCUGCGAGCAUCUACAUUGCGCAGUUUUGGAAAAGUAUAAUAUACAGGGUGUAAGGCGAUUUAAUCAGUCUUGAUUACAAACUGAGUUUUAUUCGGUACAAAAGACGUUUCGAAAGACUAGAAACAUAGGACGUAUGUCGCGCAAUAUUCGAACGUAGUGUAUUUUAUUACUGCAACGCGGAUGACGAGCUCUUUGGAAGUACCAAGAUCCAAAAGGUCGAAAGAAAUUCUCUGAGAUGCACGCCGUACUCAGAACUCGCAUUGUUACUGCUAGCACAUUUAUUUUACGAUACUCUUCUGCGUUGAAAUUUUCAGUUAGAUCUAGUUUCUCUGUAUUCUAACGUACUCGAAUCUUUUUGAUUUGUUGCGAACAUUUGAUGUGAACAAUAAUAGUUCUGGCCUUUUUUUCUCUGUUAGUGUAAUUGAAAUUCCGCUAACUAUUAGCGAUCAUUAAAUUCCACUAACGAUUAGACUGUUAGCACGUUAGGUUUUGAUUUUUGCAUGGUUACCAUACCAUUUCCGGUUCACGACAAUGAAACCAAGUAUACAGCGCUCCCGUACCGUCGAGCGUCGAUUGCUCGAUGUUCGGUAACUCUAUUUCAGUAUUAGUAGGUAGAGUAAACGAAUCUUCCUUACACACCGAAAAAUUACAAAUCGCUCUUGGAUUAUGUCGCGUUACAUUCAUUCGCGGUCUAGGUAUAAAAGCUACUACUAGCUCGAGCUACCACAUUUCUACUUUGAUAUAUCGGCUGUACCGUGCGUACAGCUUUUGAUUGAAGGAAUUGCAAUCGAGUAUUACAAUCGAUUUUAAUAAAACGGUCGUCAAAGCGAAAACUCACAAAUAGUCUUCUGUAGGAUUCUUGUCUAAGAAUUGUGUGAUGGUGUGAACGAGUUCGAAGAAGCAACUUGACGUGGUUUUACUUUACGAAGGUUCGAUCUUUCCGAAAUAAUUAAAUUUUAUACUAUGGUUAUUUGAAUAUUAUUAGAGGAUUGCUAAUAGUAGACUCAUUUACGCACGAACUUGCAAGUGAAAUAAUUGAUUAUGUUAUAAAUGAAAUUGACAGGUUUAUCUGCUGUAAUAUUUCGAGUCGCGAAUUACACGAGAAUAUUUUAUAUUUUCUCUGCAUGUAGAAAAUAAUAAUUACUAUUCUCUAAACAGCUGGAAAAUCCGGAAUUUUAUGUGGAAUUUAGAGCUGCUUUUUCAAGCUGUCGUUAACUAUCGCACUUGACAGUCAUUUAGUUGCUUUUCAGUUUCAGCAACACUUCUUCCUUUUGUAUAAAAACCCCUACAAUCUCUUGAUGAGCGCGCGAUUCGCACGUGAUGAAACGAUGAACGAUUUUUACGUUCAGCAGGAUGUAUAUAGCGUAGAUAUACGAUGCUAGAGAUACGUUUACUUACAUUACGAUAAUCGAUGUCGCUUCCUCUAGUAAGUAAGAUAAACUUAGAGAGCGAGAAUGACCGCGAUUACUACGGAUAUCACUAUUGUCUUGAUGUAAUGCGAGUAUUUUGCUUACAGUGAAAUAAACGUCUAAUGAAAAUCC